UACUAUAAAUAUAGUGUUUUCUCCAACCAUUUGUUUUCAUCAUAAUUAGAGAUGGAACCUCAGAGAAAGCACUCGGCAGCCCUCCACACGUGUUAUCCGUGCCGGCGCACCAUUCCGUACAGAAUAUACGCCGUAAUUCACACGUGUGGUAUCAUAUCCCUCAUGUACCACCAUGCACACUCACUUGCCACAGCAGGCACAACUCUAACAACAUCUCUUCUUCUCAUCGCCGACGUCGUUCUCGCCUUCAUGUGGGCCACCACAACGUGCCUCCGGUUCAACCCGGUUCACCGGACUGAGUACCCUAAGAGAUAUUUAGCUAAACCGAAGGAGGAGUUUCCGAAGCUGGACGUGUUUAUAUGCACGGCUGAUCCAUACAAGGAGCCUCCGAUGAUGGUGGUGAACACCGCCUUAUCAGUGAUGGCCUACGAUUAUCCGUCUGAUAAGUUAUCGGUGUAUGUAUCGGACGAUGGAGGAUCGUCGUUGACUUUGUUUGCUUUGAUGGAGGCUGCCAUGUUCUCUGAGCAUUGGUUGCCUUUUUGCAAGAAGAAUAGUGUUGAAGAUCGGUCCCCUGAAGUUUAUUUCUCAUCAAAGUCACAAUAUUGGACUGAUGAAGCUGGGAAUAUUAAGACCAUGUAUGAAGAUAUGAAGAAGAGAGUAGAACAUGUUGUGCAUAGUAGCAAAGUUGAUACUCGUCAUGACCAUCCUACUAUUGUCAAGGUGCUACAAAGUGACGAGACAGAUAUAAUGCCAAACCUAAUCUAUGUAUCAAGAGAGAAGAAUAGAGCUUCACCACAUCAUUUCAAAGCCGGUGCUCUAAAUACAUUGUUACGAGUAUCCUCGGUGAUGACAAACUCACCGGUAAUUCUAACGCUAGACUGUGACAUGUACUCAAACAAUCCAAGAAGCCCACUUCAUGCUUUGUGCUAUUUUUCAGACCCUAAACUCAAUCCUAGUUUAGGAUUUGUGCAGUUUCCUCAGAAGUUUCGUGGAGUAAACAAAAACGAUAUUUAUGCAUCCGAGCUCAGACGCCCCUUUGUCAUCAAUAUGGCUGGUUUUGAUGGGCUUAUGGGCUCAACUUACGUGGGAACAGGGUGUUUCUUUAAUCGACGGGCUUUUUAUGGACCUCCGACUAAUUUGAUUUUACCUGAGGUAGAUGAGCUUGGUCCAAAUUGGAUUGCUGAUAAGCCUAUCAAGGCCCAAGAUAUUUUGGCUUGGGCACACGAUGUAGCUGGAUGUAACUACGAGCGAAAUUCCAAUUGGGGAUCCAAGAUUGGAUUCAGAUAUGGAUCUUUAGUAGAAGACUACAAUACAGGAUAUAGACUCCACUGUGAAGGGUGGAGAUCAAUCUUUUGCAACCCUCCAAAAAUAGCAUUUUAUGGAGAUUCUCCAAAAUGCCUAAUUGAUGUAGUGAGCCAACAAAAAAGAUGGACUAUUGGACUUCUUGAAGUUGCCUUCUCGAGGUUUAGCCCUAUCACGUAUGGGGUCAGAUCAACGAGCUUAUUAACAGGCAUGGCCUAUAGCCAGUAUGCAUUUUGGGCGUUUUCGUCAAUUCCUCUUGUCAUCUAUGGGUUCUUGCCCCAAGUUGCUCUCCUCUAUGGAGUUAGCGUCUUUCCCAAGCCAUCGGAUCCAUGGUUUUGGCUUUACAUCUUCUUGUUCCUUGGUGCAUAUGGUCAAGAUCUAUUAGAUUUUGUAUUAGAAGGAGGUACUUGUCACUGCUGGUGGAAUGAUCAAAGGAUGUGGUUGAUUAGAGGAUUCUCUUCAUUCAUCUUUGGCUCCAUAGAGUUCACUCUUAAAAAUCUAAACCUAUCUACACAUGGAUUCAACCUCACUAGCAAAGUCAACGAUGAUGACAAACAGAGUAAGAGAUACGAGCAAGAAAUGUUUGAUUUUGGGGCCUCUUCGAUCAUGUUUUUCCCCAUUACUACGGUGGCGAUCGUCAAUCUGCUUGCCUUUGUCUGUGGGCUUUAUGGUGUGUUCGUUUGGGGAGAAGGACUCGUACUUGAGUUGAUGCUGGUUAGCUUUGCGGUGGUGAAUAGCUUACCGAUCUAUAUGGCUAUGUUGCUUAGGGAAGAUGAUGGAAAAUUACCAAAAAAUGUUUGUAUCUUAGCUGGAAUCCUCACUUGUUUUGUUGUUGUGUCAGGUUUCUUCGUCCUCAAGUAACUGCACCUGUUAGGGAUUUGUAGUUUCACUUAGCAUAAGCAUUAUGUAUGCAUUGUGGUAAACUAGAAGUAAGUAAUGUGAUGAAUCUAUAUAACGAAUAAUAAUGUGAUGAGCAUCUCUCA
Molecule: messenger RNA, 2285 nt
Organism: Brassica napus (rape)
Lineage: Eukaryota; Viridiplantae; Streptophyta; Magnoliopsida; Brassicales; Brassicaceae
Product: cellulose synthase-like protein G2
Exons: 5
Coding region: 52-2163 (703 amino acids)
Biological process (GO): plant-type primary cell wall biogenesis; cellulose biosynthetic process
Cellular component (GO): plasma membrane; trans-Golgi network
Molecular function (GO): mannan synthase activity; cellulose synthase (UDP-forming) activity
Source: RefSeq, a predicted model, not a curated record